AAUUUGGCUGCGGGCGUUUGCAGCCCUGGUUUUCUAGGUUUCUAUUUUGGUCGUCGUGCGCUGUGUUUUAUUUAUGUUUGCCAUGGGAAAAGAGUGUUGCUAAAAGUGCUUAAUUCGGUGCACCUGGUGAACCAGAAGGGCGCUUCCAGCGGUUGACCCCAAGAACCCCAAAUCGGCGCUAAAGUAAACAAGUAUUUCGAAACACUUGCGAGCAUAGUUCAGUUAGCAUCGGCCAAAUAAAACCGAAAAUCGGGAAAUAAAUGGUGAAAAGCGUGCUCUUUUUGGUAUAUAACUUAUGUGUAUAUUAAUGAUAAGGGUGAAACGGUCGCAAACACAACGAAACUAAAAGAAAAUCUACUAUUAGUCAGCGAUCUAUUUUUGCUCAUCGAACGACAAGGAACAACAACAAACGGAGCAACAAAUGUUCGUUGAAACGAAACGCAGCUGAAGUUGAAGCAAUCUAGUGCGGAUCCGGUGCAGCCUUGAACAGCCCGACAAUGGAUCAGCCACUGGUGGUGCGGGCGGAGUACUCCUUCAUGGGCAGCAACAACGAUGAGCUGUGCUUCCAGAAGGGCGAUGUCAUCACGGUCACCCAGCGGGAGGACGGCGGCUGGUGGGAGGGAACGCUGAACGAGAAGACUGGCUGGUUCCCCAGCAACUAUGUCAACGAAUGCAAGGUGCAGCUGCCUCUGGCGGAGACCAUAAGGCCGCCGGAAGAGAUCCAGGAAUACCGCUCUGUGGUGCUCAAAGAUCUGCUCGACUCGGAGCGAGCCCAUGUGGCCGAGCUGCAGGGUCUGCUCGAGAACUUCCUGGAGCCCAUGCAACAGACGCAGAUACUCAGCCAGGAUGAGUACGCCCAGCUGAUGUGCAACUUUGUGGAGAUCGUGCGAACGCACGAGGAUCUGCUCCUCCAGAUCGAAGAGUGCAACGAUCGAGUUGGUAAACUAUUCCUCACGAGUGCUCCGCUGAUGAAGAAGGUCCACCAGGCCUACUGUGCUGCCCAUCCGAAGGCCAUUGUCAUUUUGGACAAGUACAAAGAUGAUCUGGAAAAGUAUAUGGAACGACAGGGCGCGGCCACUCCCGGAUUACUUGUGCUCACUACGGGUCUAUCGAAGCCAUUCCGCCGACUGGACAAAUACUCCGCCAUGUUGCAGGAACUGGAGCGGCAUAUGGAGAGCAGCCAUCCGGACCGUGGUGACACUCAGCGGAGUGUGGCUGUGUACAAGGACAUAGCUGCCACAUGCUCGGCCACACGGCGCCAAAAGGAGCUGGAGCUGCAGGUGCUCACGGGCCCAGUGCGUGGAUGGCAGGGUCAGGAGUUGAGCACCCUCGGGGACAUCAUUCACAUGGGCAGCGUGGCAGUUGGAGCAGAUCAUCGCGAUCGCUACUUUGUGCUUUUCCCGCAAACAUUACUCUUCCUCAGCGUUAGUCAGCGGAUGAGUGCGUUUAUCUACGAGGGCAAACUACCCCUCACUGGAAUCGUAGUGAAUCGUCUGGAGGACACGGACGCGAUUAAGAACGCUUUCGAGAUAAGUAGCCCAUUGAUCGAUCGCAUUGUGGCCGUCUGCCAGGGUCCGAACGAGGCCAACAAAUGGGUGGAGCUGCUCAAUGCCAACAAUCCCAGCCUGCCAAUGGGCAUCAAACGGCAACUGAGUAACCUGAGCAACUCCUCGUCGGGACACCUUAAUGCCGCUCAUCUAAGUCAACAUUUGGAUUCACGGGGCUACUGCACGCGGUUUUCGCUAUGUGCCUACUACUCCGGCCCUCCAUGUCUUGUGCGUCCCCUCCGUGUGACUCUUCCACCCAGCAAUUACCCACCCACUUCUCCGUACGCCAAUCUGAGUGCCCACUUUGCGAGGCUUGUGAAAAGCGGAGGAUUGAGGAGUGCCAUCGUAAAGAUGCUGCUCUAUCCACAGGCUCGCCAGACCAUCGAUCUCAAGCGGAUUGCUUUGCGCAAGAAGCGCUGUCACAAGGCGGCAGCGAAAUUAAAGGAUCUCAAUACCAAUCAGGAUUCGGGACAGUCGGAGCUGGAGCGUCAGGAUGCCAUCGAACUGCCCACGGACUCGGAGAGCUACGAUGAUGAAUUUGAAGAUGAUUUUUUGCAUUCCUGCGACUCGGAUCCGUUUGAGUAUGUGCAGUUUUACCAGAACAACCGCAAUGAUUCCAUGUACAACUCCACGGGCACUUUUGUGGACCAUGGUACUGGCCCCAGGCGGCACUGUUCCUCUAUUAAUCUCAUCAAACUGGAUUCUGCUGAUACGGACGACGUCUUAGCACAAAACGAGUUGAAAAAGGAGUCGCUUAUUAUAGGAUCCAGGGCUCUCAGAGCCUUAGCUCGCAAGUCCACGGCUCGGAACUCCAGUGUGCACACAUCCACGGCAACUCUGGAGUUGGGAGUGGGUGGCAGCAUAACCAACUGUGUGGAAGAGGAACCGGAACUGAAGUUAAAGCCAUCAUUCUCUUUGCAACAACAGAGCUCCGAUGCCAGUUCCAUGUAUGGAGCUAGGCUAGGCGGAGCCUUCACGGCCUGCGAGAACCUGGCCAGUAUGCCCGAUGAUCUCAGCCGGGAGUCGAGUGUCCAAGAGCCACCCACUCCACUGCCAGCUUCACCGACAGAACGGCACAGCAUGCCCACCAUUUUUGUGGGCAAUCGCUUUAAUCAGAGCAAAAAUACUGAAGUCUAUGUGCCCACGUGGCGGGACCGCCAAGAGAUGCAAAACCAGAGUGUGGAUGCGGAGCAGGAGGAGGAGUUGCACUCUAGUUCCAUGGAUCUGCCCGCUGCCUGUCGCACUGCUCCGGAUAAAUUGCAAGCAGAGCUGCUUUACAAUUAUGAUGAGGUCUUAGCGAAUCCUCAAGAGUUGCAGCGGGAGCUUACGCCUUAUCCUGGGCAUAAUGUCAAAUCCGACAAGCGGGUUUCCCACAAGAGCGACAGUCCCUCGACGGGAAAUUCCAAAACAGAUCCAAAUCCCGCUGCAAGAAGUAGUUCCACCACAGAGCUCUGCAUUGAUACCUCCUCGAAAAAGCGCAAUCCUCAGGCCCAGCAAAGUAGAGAUUCCAUUAGGCGAUGCAUCAGCUAUCAGUUUCUGCAAAUGUCCAAUCGGCAGCCGCCUCCACCACCGCCUCGCAGGGAUCCGGAUCUGCACCUGGACACGAAAUGUCGCUGCUGCGAGAGCUCCCAGUGUCCCAGUCCCCGAUCGAGUGAUAGCGGAAUGGCGGGCAGUUGCACUAUUACUUCACCGGAUCCCCCCAACCCGGAAUCCUACUUUCCCACUGAAGCCGCAGGCCACGAUAUGCUGGAUAACGUGGAGCCAGAGAGGUUUGAUGUGUGUGGAAUGUUCAGGGAUAAGUUCCUUACGCCAGAGGCCACUCAAGAUGUUGCCGAUGCAUUAGAGGAGCAGACUCAACUUCCAGAUGAGCCCACAACGCCGACCAACCACAAAGAAGAAUCUACCUGCAUAAGCUCUGCCCAAGUGCAAGUAAACACGAGGAGUAUUUUCCUGCCGUCCAGCUCGAGCAUGGACGAGACCAACAGGAAUGUUCCGUCCAAUGAUCUCCUAUGUAGCUCGAGUUCCACAGGUCGGCUGGGACCACAGGCCACCUUUCGUUCAGGGAUGUAUGCACACUGGUGGAAGAAGGAGCGCCUGCCGCCUGAAGUGGUGCGCGGCAUAGCCCUCGCAUACAACAAAAGCCUGCCCUCCAAGGACUCAAAGGACUCGGGGUCGGUGUGCUCCAGCUGCUUCUGUUCGCUGGGAGCCAGCGAUUACAGCGAGGGCGCACUUUACUGCUCAGUGUGUCAGAACUGCGCUGACUACUACAACGGCAGUGCCACCAGCACCACCAAUACCACCACCACCACAUCCUCCUCUAGCUGCCCACUGUGCAGCGAAGACGAGGGCAUGAUCGCCUCCCUCCACGAUUCGUCCUCGCUUGACUGUCCCAUUUGUACGGGCCGCAAUGCUUCCGGCGCCGAAGAAGAUGUCGCCGCCGUCGAACCACAGCCUGCUCUUGCCAACCGGAGGUCGUCCGCCGGCCACGCCCAGCAGCAUCCCGCCCAGCGGCAACACAGGCGGGAGCAACAGCCACCAGGGAUCUCCGGCCACCAACUCGAUGUCGCAUCACAAACGGAGCCAGUCCUUCAACCAUCAUCUCAGCUACAAUCAGUACACGCCCACUCAGCCUCCACCACAUCAUCUGCAUCCACCACAACCACCAAGUCUGCCAAGUCAUCUGGGGGCAACCGCCCCCAGAUCAAGUUCAGUCCAGAUACCAAGCAGCAAGAUAGCAGCUCCAAUCCUGGCGUCAUCCAUGGACGGCAGUCCAGCAAUUCAGGGAGCAGCGGGAGCAGCAGCGGCGGGAAUGGGGGUGCCAAACGCAAGGAAAGGAAGCACAAAGGCUAACUGGACCAUCAGCUGCCUGCGUCCCACGCCGCCGUUGCGGCCAAGUUUGUUAAAUGCCACGAGCGGAUCGGGAAGUGGCAGCGGUGGGAGUGGUGGCGGCAGCAGCAGCUCCA
This is a messenger RNA of Drosophila suzukii, 4510 nucleotides long. It is a transcript of the gene RtGEF, whose product is annotated as Rho-type guanine nucleotide exchange factor. Lineage: Eukaryota; Metazoa; Arthropoda; Insecta; Diptera; Drosophilidae. The record is from RefSeq and is a predicted model, not a curated record. Gene Ontology annotation, cellular component: cytoplasm. Gene Ontology annotation, molecular function: protein binding; guanyl-nucleotide exchange factor activity.